AUGACAAAGAUCGUUGAGAAGACCAUGAAAGAGAAGCGCCACAUUAUCAUCAUUGGUGCUGGAUUCGCAUCAUCUGGGGAGAUCCAAAGUUACCUAUCACACGUUGUGGAUCACUUUGACCUGGCUCAGCACAUCGAGUUCAAGACAACGGUGACAAGAUCUGCCUGGUCUGAGCAGGAAAGCAAAUGGCUAGUCAACACCGAACGCAAUGGUAUUGUCAACACGGGCAGGAAAGCCGAUGUCCUGAUCAAUGCAGCCGGAAUCUUGAACCACUAUCGGUAUCCCGAUAUACCUGGACUACAAAGACACGGAAAGCGAGACGCGACCCACCAAUACAUCACGCAGUUUACCAUCGUCGUGGUACACGUCCGACGCUAUCUAUCAGCUUGA
Messenger RNA from Alternaria arborescens, 390 nucleotides. RefSeq lists its product as hypothetical. NCBI's taxonomy places the organism in Eukaryota, Fungi, Ascomycota, Dothideomycetes, Pleosporales, Pleosporaceae. Bases 1 to 390 code for a protein of 129 amino acids. The transcript is spliced from 2 exons. The record is from RefSeq and is a predicted model, not a curated record.